Molecule: messenger RNA, 1391 nt
Organism: Teleopsis dalmanni
Lineage: Eukaryota; Metazoa; Arthropoda; Insecta; Diptera; Diopsidae
Product: phenoloxidase-activating factor 2-like
Exons: 3
Coding region: 113-1357 (414 amino acids)
Biological process (GO): proteolysis
Molecular function (GO): serine-type endopeptidase activity
Source: RefSeq, a predicted model, not a curated record
UGUCCCAUCGCUUGGUUUCUUGUUCGCAUCUUCAGUUUAUUCAGUGCGAGCUGUCUUAGGUUAAACAGCUCAGAAAUAAUUUCGGAAUAUUAAGUGUACUAAAUUGUUCAAAAUGUUGCAGAAGGCAUGUUUUGCUUUGGUGAUAAUUUUCGUUUUCGCGUGUCAAGCUCAAGAGGUUCAGCUAGAUGAUCUGAUUAACAAUAUUUUUAAAAAUGGCAGUUCUUUUCCACCAGUGCCUACAAAAGUGACUGUGCUCAAUCCAGUACCAACAGUAAAUAGAAAUGAACCACCAAAUCCUACACCCGUAGAACCAAUUCCAGAAACUAACAAGUACAAAUCAUGUGGUCUGAAUCGGGAAUGUGUUCCUCGGUUUCUGUGUAACAAUGGUGCAAUUAUUGAAGAUGGUCUAGGUGUUAUUGAUAUACGAAUUGAUAAUGAAUGCUCUUAUUUGGAGGAGUGUUGUGAUGUACCGGAUAAGAUUACAGUUCCAAUUGUAGAUCCAGUGCCACCAGUGAAGCAUGAAGGGUGUGGUUAUCGAAAUCCUAUCGGUGUAGGUUAUAAAAUAGUUGGUGACAAAAAUAAUGAAGCUCAGUUUGGUGAAUUUCCUUGGAUGGUGGCAGUAUUGAAAAAAGAAGAAACAAUUAGUGAAACUUUAAAUUUGUAUGAAUGCGGUGGAGCAAUAAUUGCUCCAAAUGUUAUCUUAACUGCUGCUCACUGUGUGUACACAAAAAAAUCAGAUACAUUAGUUGUACGCGCUGGGGAAUGGGAUACGCAACAUACAACGGAAAUACUACCCUAUCAGGAUAGAUAUGUUACCGAAAUUAUUGUUCAUGAGCAAUUUAACAAAGGUUCUCUUUAUAAUGACAUUGCAUUGCUUAUUACGAAAACUCCUUUCGAUUGGGAAGAGAAUAUACGACCCGUAUGUUUGCCUACUGCUAACAUUAACUUUGAUCAUUCACGCUGCUUUGCAACGGGUUGGGGAAAGGAUAAGUUCGGUCGAGAGGGGCAAUAUCAAGUAAUUCUUAAAAAGAUUGACAUGCCUGUUGUACCAAAUGAUCAAUGUCAAAGUAAUUUACGUUUAACACGCUUGGGCAAAUAUUUCCGUCUUCACAGCAGCUUUAUAUGUGCUGGUGGCGAAAAAGACAUGGAUACAUGCAAAGGAGAUGGAGGUUCACCUUUAGUGUGUCCAAUAGUUGGAGUUAAAGAUCGUUAUUACCAGGCUGGUAUUGUUGCAUGGGGUAUUGGAUGUGGUGAUGAAAAUACUCCAGGAGUUUAUGCGAGUGUUUCAAACCUACGUCCAUGGAUUGACCAUCAAUUAUCUCAAAUAGGCAUUGACUUUAAAUAUUUCACACCAUAAAGACAUUAAUGUAAAUAAAAUUUACAUAAAAAUA